Gorilla gorilla gorilla (western lowland gorilla) is the source of this 1032-nucleotide messenger RNA. RefSeq names its product olfactory receptor 7E24-like. Gene Ontology annotation, molecular function: olfactory receptor activity. Lineage: Eukaryota; Metazoa; Chordata; Mammalia; Primates; Hominidae. Gene Ontology annotation, biological process: G protein-coupled receptor signaling pathway. Gene Ontology annotation, cellular component: membrane. The transcript has a single exon. Bases 115 to 1032 code for a protein of 305 amino acids. The record is from RefSeq and is a predicted model, not a curated record.
CCAAGACACACAGAGCCACGGAAUCUCACAGGUGUCUGAGAAUUCCUCCUCCUGGGACUCUCAGAGGAUCCAGAACUGCAGCCGGCCCUCGCUUUGCUGUUCCUGUCCCUGUCCAUGUAUCUGGUCACGGUGCUGAGGAACCUGCUCAGCAUCCUGGCUGUCAGCUCUGACUCCGCCCUCCACACCCCCAUGUACUUCUUCCUCUCCAACCUGUGCUGGGCUGACAUCGGUUUCACCUCGGCCACGGUUCCCAAGAUGAUUGUGGACACGCAGUCGCAUAGCAGAGUCAUCUCUCAUGCGGGCUGCCUGACACAGAUGUCUUUCUUGCUCCUUGUUGCAUGUAUAGAAGGCGUGCUCCUGACUGUGAUGGCCUAUGACUGCUUUGUAACCAUCUGUAGCCCUCUGCACUACCCAGUCAUCGUGAAUCCUCACCUCUGUGUCUUCUUCGUUUUGGUGUCCUUUUUCCUUAGCCUGUUGGAUUCCCAGCUGCACAGUUGGAUUGUGUUACAAUUAACCAUCAUCAAGAAUGUGGAAAUCUCUAAUUUGGUCUGUGAACCCUCUCAACUUCUCAAACUUCCCUGUUCUGACAGCGUCAUCAAUAACAUAUUCAUAUAUUUUGAUAGUACUAUGUUUGGUUUUCUUCCCAUUUCAGGGAUCCUUUUGUCUUACUAUGAAAUUGUCCCCUCCAUUCUAAGGAUUUCAUCCUCAGAUGGGAAGUAUAAAGCCUUCUCCACCUGUGGCUCUCAUCUAGCAGUUGUUUGCUGGUUUUAUGGAACAGGCAUUGGCAUGUACCUGACUUCAGCUGUGUCACCACCCCCCAGGAAUGGUGUGGUGGCGUCAGUGAUGUACGCUGUGGUCACCCCCAUGCUGAGCCUUUUCGUCUGCAGCCUGAGAAACAGGGACGUACAAAGUGCCCUGCGGAGGCUGCGCAGCAGAACAGUCGAAUCUCAUGAUCUGUUCCAUCCUUUUUCUUGUGUGGGUGAGAAAGGGCAACCACAUCAAAUCUCUACAUCUGCAAAUCCUGCCCCUUAG